Vigna unguiculata (cowpea) is the source of this 1287-nucleotide messenger RNA. Its product is annotated as GDSL esterase/lipase At2g23540. Lineage: Eukaryota; Viridiplantae; Streptophyta; Magnoliopsida; Fabales; Fabaceae. Gene Ontology annotation, molecular function: hydrolase activity, acting on ester bonds. The record is from RefSeq and is a predicted model, not a curated record.
AAGUGGUCCUUAUAAGGCUCUUGGAUGAGCUUUUCAGUUGCAGCCAUGGCUUUCCAUUGUUAUGAGAUGUUGGUGCUGGUGUUUUUGAUAGUGAACAUGAGCUUUUAUGGAAGUGUAGAUGGUGAGAAAAACGCUUUAGGAGCCUCUUUCAUCUUUGGAGAUUCAUUGGUGGAUGCUGGAAACAAUAACUAUCUCUCAACUCUUUCUAAGGCAAACAUCCCUCCCAAUGGAAUUGAUUUCAAGGCCUCUGGGGGAAACCCCACUGGCCGCUACACCAAUGGAAGAACCAUUGGUGACAUAGUUGGAGAGGAAUUGGGACAACCAAAUUAUGCUGUGCCAUUUUUAGCACCAAAUGCAACAGGGAAAACCAUUCUGAGUGGAGUGAACUAUGCUUCGGGAGGGGGAGGGAUAAUGAAUGCCACCGGAAGAAUAUUUGUGAAUAGAAUAGGAAUGGAUGUUCAAAUAGAUUACUUCAGCAUAACAAGAAAACAAAUUGACAAACUGCUGGGUGAAUCAAAAGCAAAAGAGUACAUAAUGAAGAAAUCCAUUUUCUCAAUCACCGUUGGGGCCAAUGAUUUCCUGAACAAUUACCUUCUCCCGGUCCUCUCCAUUGGAGCCAGAAUUUCUCAAAGUCCAGAUUCUUUCAUAGAUGACAUGAUUACUCAUUUCAAGGCCCAACUCACGAGACUAUACGAAAUGGAUGGUCGAAAGUUCGUGAUAGGAAACGUUGGGCCGAUAGGGUGCAUACCUUACCAGAAGACCAUAAAUCAGCUGAACGAAGACGAGUGUGUGGAUUUGGCCAACAAACUGGCGCUUCAGUACAAUGCUCGAUUGAAGGAUUUGGUUGCUGAGCUAAACGACAACCUACCCGGUGCCACCUUCGUUCUUGCCAAUGUCUACGAUUUAGUCUCCGAACUCAUAAAAAAUUAUAAGAAAUACGGGUUCAGUACAGCAAGUAGAGCUUGCUGCGGCAAUGGGGGCCAAUUCGCAGGGAUAAUUCCAUGUGGGCCUACUUCGAGUAUGUGCAGUGAUAGGUACAAGCACGUGUUCUGGGAUCCUUAUCAUCCAAGCGAAGCUGCAAACCUAAUUCUCGCUAAGCAGCUACUUGACGGAGACAACAGAUACAUAUCUCCUGUCAAUCUUAGGCAGCUCAGGGAUCUUUGAUCUUUCAUCUUCUUUUAUUCUUCGCUUCUUUUUCUCUACCGCUACACAACACUUUUUCUUCUGCCUCCAUUAUUCACUCACUGCAAUUCACAUAAACGUAAUUUACGACCGUCAUUUCUCCUU